GCUGGGCUGCAGUGUCCUGUGUUAGUCACACUCUCCUGACCAGGGCUCCUAUCAGCGGAGCGGUGCAUGGUCUGGUUCCCUCCUCCAAGGUCACCCUGAUCUCCUCACAACAGGACAGGGGAUGCGUGCAGAGUGACAGCACCUUCGUUACACCGCCAGUAGGAACCUGACAGGGAAGUGUUGUGUCUUGUGACGUCUUCCUGAUGGGUUGGGCUCUAGUGAAGACUCUAAACCAUGGUUCUAUAACCCUGCUCCUGGAGAGAUACCCAGGGUUGCAGUGUCAAGUUGAACUUGCUAAUGUUGUUUGGUGUUUCAUGGUUGUCGUGGUUGUGUUCCAUGGUUGUUAUGGUUACUGCAGGAGUGGAGCUGGUGGUGAAGUCAGUGAACAUCCCAGAGACCAGUGACAGUGUGGAAUUAUACAUCUUCGACUCUGCUGGGAGAGAAACAUUUGUUGAAGCUUGUGAGAAAAUGUGGGGCCAGCCGUCAGUGCUGUGCCUGGUCUACGAUGUGAGCAGUGAGGUGUCCUUCAGCAGUUGCAGCCGCUGGAUGGAGAGGGUGAGGGCCCACUGCCAGGGCCUGCAGGUCCCAGGGGUGCUGGUUGGGAACAAGUCGGACCUGUCGUCAAGGAGAGAGGUGGAGGCCUCCGUGGCCCAGGGGUGGGCCCAAAGCCAGGGGCUGGAGUACCACGAGACGUCCGCGAAGGAGAUGGAGAACUGUGAGGCUCCGUUCCUCAGCCUGGCCAUGGCCUUCCAUGCUCUCUACCAGGACAGACUUCAGACCAUCCAGAGCCUCACCUAGAAUGUUCCUGGAGGGUUCCAUAGCCUGACCCGAAGGGUUCUAGAACCCGAGCCAGAAGGUUCUAGAUUCCCACCCACACCCGUUCUACAGAACAC
Osmerus eperlanus (European smelt) is the source of this 893-nucleotide messenger RNA. RefSeq names its product intraflagellar transport 27 homolog (Chlamydomonas) (gene ift27). Gene Ontology annotation, molecular function: GTP binding; GTPase activity. NCBI's taxonomy places the organism in Eukaryota, Metazoa, Chordata, Actinopteri, Osmeriformes, Osmeridae. Gene Ontology annotation, biological process: intraciliary transport; vesicle-mediated transport. The record is from RefSeq and is a predicted model, not a curated record. Gene Ontology annotation, cellular component: intraciliary transport particle B; sperm flagellum. The transcript has 6 exons. Bases 298 to 798 code for a protein of 166 amino acids.